This is a messenger RNA of Drosophila virilis, 8539 nucleotides long. Its product is annotated as BCL-6 corepressor-like protein 1. Gene Ontology annotation, biological process: negative regulation of transcription by RNA polymerase II. The record is from RefSeq and is a predicted model, not a curated record. Gene Ontology annotation, molecular function: protein binding; transcription corepressor activity. Lineage: Eukaryota; Metazoa; Arthropoda; Insecta; Diptera; Drosophilidae. Gene Ontology annotation, cellular component: nucleus.
UAAUAUAGUGCAACACAUUUACAUAAAUAAUAAGCAUACAAUUUAAAUGCUAGUGCAAUCCAAAUUCAAUGGCACUUUCGUAAAAGUAGCUUUUUACGUAAAAAGACACAUAAAAAAACGGCGCGUGUGAAAAUUUUCAACAACGACGUAGCAGCAGUCAGCAGAGGCAGUCUCAGUCUGUCUCGCCUCUACGUUUCUUUGCUGCAAAAGGAGAAGCUGAGCAACAACACAACUACAACAAAAUUCCCCACACACAAAGUCUAUCGCUCCCUCUACCCCCCUCUCUCUCUCUCUCUCGCUCUCUCUUUCUUUCUAUUAUUCUCAGUAGCGGUGCAUAAGUGAAGCAAAUGUACACGAAGAGGCAAACGCUGGCGACGCGCCGCGACGUCGGCUCUGCAGGACAGGUUUAUCAGGGCAAAAAUUUCACAAAAAGAUACUGAGCCGUAUAUAUACGUGUAUGUGCUCCCCUGUAUUUUGCAAAGUGCGUCUUUGUGUAUGUGUGUGUGUGUAUCAACAAUGUGUGCAACAAUAACAAAAACAACAGCAACAACAACAACGACUAACAUAGCAGCACGAGAAAGCAAAGUGAAAUUUAUUAAAGCAACAACAACAACAACACGCAAUACCAAUUCGAAACCGUUAUUCAACAAUUUCUUGAAAUAAGUGAAAGAAGGCAAAUACUGGUUUUUAUAUACAUAUACACACACAUGUAUGUAUGUGCAUGUAUAUUUUAAUGUUGAAAGAAACAACAACAACAACAACAGCAACAACUAAAAAGUUGCUGUGCGAGAAAUUUGUACGUGUAUUACCAGCGUGUGUGUGUGUGUGAGUGUGUGUGUAUGCGUGGUGUCUUCAGACUGUGUGUGAGACAAAUAGUAAAACAACAAAGUGAAAAGCAAUGCUAAAAGGAAUUAAAACAACAACAGCAACAACAACCCCAUUAACGGUACCAAACAAUUACACAAAACGUGAACGCAACGUGAAAUAACAGUAAAAGUCUUUUCAAAAAAGCUACAGAGAGCGCAACAAAAGCAACACGCGUGGGUGUCAACGUCACACGCACACACGCUCAACCAACAGCAGCAGCGCCAGCGGCAGCGCAGCAGCAGCAGCCAAGGGGUGGCUGCAGGGAACAAAGGCAGCGUCCGGCUCUGCCACUCAGCUUUACAAUUGAGCAUAUUUUCAAGGGCUCCAACAAGCGCGCGCUGCGUUUCAAUUUAAAUUAUUGGAGAUGCUGAAUGUGGUCAAUAUUUUCAAUAGGUGUUCCAAAAUCAUUGGACUAUAAGUCACAAAGUUACAAUGGACCCGAACAGGCAUAACGAAUAUCAAACGCAUCAUCAUCAAACUUCCCACCCACUGCAACACCUGCAGCAUCAGCAUGUGCAUGCGUAUCCACAACAUGCGGUGCAUAACCACAUACACCACCAACAACAACAGCAACAACCACCUGCAGCAGCACCACAACAACAACAACAACAACAGCAGCAGCAGCAGCAACAACAACAACACCUGCCACCUCAUCCGCAUUAUCAAGCGAGUCAACAGUCAAUCAAUUACCACAGCGCACAGCCAGCGGAUGCGGAACGCUCCCGUGCCGCCAUUUAUGUGUUGGGUGGACGUGCCGGAGGUGGAGCUGGUGCUGGUGGAGCAGCAGCAUCUGUUAUGCCGCCAACAGGUGCUGCCGCCUCGACAUCUGGUGGCGAUCCACAUUUGCAAUACUACACCUCCAAUCGCGAACUGAGCGUCGGCAAGAGGUCCGUCGAGGCGACACCUCCACAUCCCUGCUGGCAGUACAAGACGGUGCAUGUCGGUGCAUCCAGCCAGCCAACUGGCGCCGCGCCCGUGCCGCGACACCACAGCAGCACGCUGUACAAUGCGCCCUACUGGCCGCCGCAGGAUGAGAAGCAGCAGCAGCAGCAGCAGCAGUCGCAAUCGCAGUCGCAUUUGGUGCAUUCGCAACAGCAGCCGCGUUUGGGCUACGGCAAGUCGCAUGGCACAAGUGCAAUCAGCAGCAGCGGUAGCGGGAAUGGAAGCCAACGCUACUACGAGGACAGCGGUAAAUACUCGGCGACAGUUGCGGGCGCCAAGCUGGUCAGCUAUGCGCCCGAGCCAGCUGCUCGCUACGAGCCAAUGGAUCAUGUGGUGAAUCCCAGCAACGCGUUGCUGGGCACCACGGAUCAACAGCCUAGUCCCAACUAUGCGCGCAAGUGUCCGCAGCACUACGAGCCGCCAAUCGAGCAGCGCAGCGCUGCGGCCCCUUCAACCAUCAAUCAUCAUCUGACGCCUGCGCAGCCUGCACAGCCUUCACAACAACAACAACAACAACUGCAGCAGCAGCAGCAGCAGCAGCAGCAGCCGCAGCAGCAUCAGAGUCUGUACAUGCCACCGAAUUUUCAAAAUACCGUGCACAAUGCCAUUGAAAAGUAUGUGCGUGAGACGGCGCCGGCGCCCAAUUUGGAUUACAGACGCACGAGCGCCAGCUUCCCGCGGCCCACAGUCAAUUAUUAUGCUGCAACAGGUGGCAGCGGCAGCGCCAGCAGCAGCAGCAGCGUUGCAAGCGCCAAAUUGGAGCCGGAGCCGCCGGCACUGACGCGUGCGUCGCUCUAUCAUAAUCCCUACAGCAAUCCGGCCUCGCGUCUGGACCAGGAGCAGUCGUCGGCCGUGGUUGUUGCGGUCAGUUCACGUGAUCCGUCGCCUGCCCUGGCGCAUGCCUAUCCCACCAAGUACGGCAAGCUAUUGCCGCAGCAGCAGCAUGGCACGCCGACGGCAACGGCGCCGCCGCCGCCGCCGCCGCCGCCGCUUCCCUUGGCCGCCGACGUACAAAGACGCAGUUCCUUUAGCUCGACGCCCAGCUAUGCCUCGUAUUAUCAUCACGGCACACCGUCCCCGGCCGCUGCCCAGGUGGCCUCGCCCACGCCGGGCCAGCAGCUAUACAAUCACACGCCGCCGCCCACGAGCGGCACAACAACCGCCUCGAAUUACUCCACGCUGCAGGUGUAUCCGCACGGGCCGGACAUCUGUUGCCAGCCGCCGACGCCGUCGAUGGCGACCAAAUCAACUCUGCCGUCGGCUGCCAAGAAGAGCGCUGCCAACGUGAAGCCCAACUAUCGUGCGCUGAUCAACGACAUGCUCAAGCGCAACACGGCCAGCGAGCAGGAGCUCAAUCUGCAGAUUAUCAAGAAGACGCUGAAAAUGGAGACGGCGGAAAGUCGUCUAGCCGCGACCACCGCCCGCCACUCGCCAGUCACAAUUACAGUUCCUCCGUUACCUGCGCCCGUUAUACAACAGGUGCCACUGCCACAGGUGCAGCCGCAAUCGCAGCCUAUGCCGUUGCCGUUGCCGUUGCCCAACCCGCCUGCCGCCCACUCACCGCUGGACCUGUCCAUGCGCACAAUCAAACAGACCGCCGACUCCACAGACUACAAAUAUCAGCGCACGCUGACGGAGUCGACGGCCACGGGCACGCCACAGGUGUCGGGCACAGGUCUGGGCCUGCCUCGCUUUGAUAUAACGCCAAACUUUGCGCGCAGCAACCGAACUGCGCCCGGCACGCCGGCAGCGGCGACGGCUGUGAUACGCCAGGCGCCGGCAAGCACGGCUGCGGCGGCGGCAGCGGCAGCUGCCGUGACUGCCUCACCUGAGGCCACGCCCAUGCUGAUUAAGGCGGCGCAGCAGCUGCGUCCCAGCGUGCUGGAAACGAAUCCCUUUGCCAAGCGACCGCAACUGCCGCCCGAGACGAGUAUCAGGCCGUUGCCCACGCCCAGCACAACCGAACCAGGCACGAGCACGACGGGCACAGCGAGUGGCCACAACAGCAGCAACCCCAACUAUCUGGGCCGCAAACGGCAUUUGCAGGAGUACAAUCAGGCGACGGCAGCGGCGGCGGCCGCAGCUGCGGCGGCAACAGCAGCAGCGGCAGCCAAGCAAACCCGGCUGGAAGCGCCGCCGGCAACUGGCUUGGUUGCCGCCUCUGUGCCGGUCAUAGCCGUCAAUGAGCAGGCCACGGUCGUCAAGCGAUUGGAGCAGACAUCGGGUAGCCGCAUCAUUGUGUGUCCACAGCCCAAACAGGAGCCGAUGCUGGUGCCGAAGACGGAGCCACGCAUACGCACCAAGGCGGAGCUGAAGGGAUUCACCUUCACGCCGCCGGUGCUGGCUCUUGCUAGCUCGACAACAACAACGACUGCCGUUGCACCAACUGGAGCUGCUGAGUCCACAGCAGCUCCAGCAGCUGCUCUACCAUCUGCGCCACAUCCCAGUCAGCAGACAAAUCACAUACAAAUCAAAUUGGAGCCGGCGCCCACGCCGGAGCUCGAGCUGGAGGAUGCCAGCGUGACGAGCUUCAACAGCAACAGCCUCUUGGACUGGGGCAGCACCUGCAACAAUCUCGUCGAGCAGCUGCUGACCAAAGUGAUGCCCGUGAAGACAAACUCCGUCCAAUCAGCGACGUCAGCCAACGAAAGUGUUGCGUCUGCCAUUCUGCCCACCAGCCGCAUCAAGCUGGAGCUGAGCGAGGAUGAUCUGCCUGUGGCGCGGAUACUGAAGCGUCAACCGUUGCCAGCGGAUGCCGAGUCGGCGGCAACAACAACCACACAGGUGACCAACACGACGACCACGAAUGGCAACGUAUUCGGCGGAGCCCAGAAGAAGCUGAGCAAGUCGGACCGCGAGAAGAAGCGACUGAUGCAGGAGCAGCGCAUAGCGGCACGACUGGCUCCCACGGCGGGCCAGAGCAGCAGCUCCGAGAGCGACACCACGGAGCUGCACAGACGCAAAACGGCCAGGCAGAAGAAGCCGCUGAUGCGCAAGGGCAAGCCGCGUCGCUCAGACGAAAAGGAGAAGCAACUGCAACAGCGGGAGCAGCAGAGCAGCGACGAGGAGCAGGAGCAGGAUGGGGCCAACAGUUCCAGCGAGGCAAAGAGCUGCAUCAAGAACCUGGUGAAGAAGACGAGGAUAGCCAAGGCUAAGGAAAACAAAGUGCAAUAUACUAGUGGAAAGUGCAAAAGAAAGAUGAGCGAAAAGCAACGCGAGAAGGAGCAGGAGCAGGAACCGGAGCUGGAGCAGGAUGAGAAAAGCAGCUCGAGCAAGGCCAGCAAUAGCGAUGAGGAGCAGCAACAGCAGCAGGAGGAGCAAGACGAUGAAGAAGAGGACGAAGAGGAUGACGACGACGAGGAAGAGGACGCCAGGGAAGGGAAUCAAGCCAAGCGUAAGCCAAAAACCUCAUUAAAAACUCGCAUAGCACCAAACACCAUGACCAGAUCCAAGCGCAAAAAGGAACUGGAACUGCAGCUAGCCAAUAGCAAGGUCCUGCGCAACGAGAAAAUCAUACGGAACUCGACGACAAAGAUCAAGCGCAAAUAUGUGCGCAAACUGGUGCCCGAUGCCAAGAAGGAAAUGAUGAUCACACGGCUGCGCAACAAGCGCGAGUCGGUCGUAGAUCUGGCCCAGCUGAAUGGACGCAAGUUGAAGGGCAAUGCCAAGACUAACACGACCAACAACAACAGCAACAGCAAAGCGAAUCCCUCGCCGCAGCAGCAGCUAUUUCUGGAGGAAUAUCGUUACAAGCUGGCGCUGAAGAUACCCCAACGCUUGAUCUCCAUCAACAAGCUGAACAAGCUGCCGCACGUGGCCGCCUCGUUGCCGGAUCUGGAGCGCGGCCGUCAUCUCACACAGGAAAUGUCCUGCUUCAAGUCCACGCGAGGCCGCAAGCCGCGCUCCAAGCUGCAGCAGCAGCAAUCGCAGCAACAGCAACAGCAGCAGCAGAAGGCGACGCCCAAGUCCAUCAUUGAUGUGCUACAUCUGCGCGUCACCAGCAAUGGCAGCCAGCAGGGCAGCAAAAACGGCACCUCGCAGUUGUCGAACUGCGCCACGAGCCUGCAGAACUAUAGCGAAGCCUCGCAGACCUCCGCCUCGAAUUCGCUGUACGAGCAGCUGCAGGAGACGACGGAGCACAGUCUGGAGGACAGCACGGGCAAGCGGCAUUUUAGCAUCUUCGACACAAAGGUGCUGCAGAGCAAGACGCGUACGGAGUCCAAGCUGCAGCAGCGUCGCGAGAUCAUACGUGAGAUCUUUGUGGGCACGGAGCGUCCGGCCUCGGCGCCGCCGGAGUGUGCACAGCAGCAGGCGGCGGGCGAGGGCGAAGGCUCCACAUUGAGCUACCAGCAGUACGAGGAUUUUCUGGAGCAAAUGAACUGCAUUGUCAGCGCCGACAACAACAAGCUGGCCAGGCACAGACUCAACGAUGAGGCCAAGAAGAAGACAGAUUCGCCCGGCAUUGCCACAACCGCCGCACACUGUCCGCACAAGCGCAAGUAUCUGCGGCGCAAGGGCAGCUCCGGCUUUGAUUAUAUACGCAAGAAGAAGCGACCCACGCACCAUCAUAAUACCAGCGCAAGCACCACCAUCACGAGUACGCCCAAUGCCACGGCCGGGGAGCAAACGACGCCGAGCCUUGGCGCCUCCUUGGCGGCCAUGGACGCGGCGGAGUCGGCGGCGGCGGCGGAUGAACGUCUCGAUGAUACGGACAGCACCAUAGCGGGCAGCAGCUCCCAUUUGCCGAUCAAGAUCAAAACCGAAAUGGACGUGUACCGGGAGAUACAGAAAUGGGUGCUCAACAAGGGCGUCGGCCAGAGCACCAUGCACAAGGCGGCGCGUCAGGGACUGAUUGAUGUGGUUGUCUAUUGCCUGGAUCGCAUGGGCAUGAAUCCGGAUCUGAAGGACAAUGCCGGCUAUACGCCGCUGCACGAGGCCUGCACCCAGGGUUGGCUAGAGAUUGCCCGGAUUCUAUUGCAGUUCGGUGCCAAUCACUCGGAAGCCGCCCAAUCUGGCAUUCGACCACUGCACGGCGCCAUCGAGAAUGAUCACGAGGAGGUGGUGCGUCUACUAUUAUCCUAUGGCGCUGAUCCGUUGCUGGCAACGUACUCAGGCCAAACCCCACUCAUGUUAGCUUCAAGCAAAUUGAUGUGCGGCAUCUUGAGCUCUCACCUCAGCGAUGCACAAAGUGCGGCCGCUGACAUAAAACCAAUGCGAUUUCCAGGACCCUGGCAGAUAUUUGAUAAGAAGGAAAACGGUUUUGAUAUAUUCGAUAAUGUACCGAAUACAGCAUGUGAUAUGAGCAGAGCUCAAACUAGAGGAAGGCGAAGGCAAGAACGCGGACCUGACGACAACGAGAAUCCGGCAAAGCCCAAAACCCACAGCACCAACAACAACAACCACAACAACCACAACAAUAACAACAACAAUAUGAACGGACUAUCACGGGAAGGUGGUGAGGAGAGUAAGGAAACAGUUAAACAAAAUGGGGAGAUGAGCGCAAAGACUGCAACAAAACCAAUGACAACAACAAUAACAACAACAACUGGAACAACAUCAGCAACAACAAUAGGAACAACAACAAAAACGGAAACAACAACGACUACGGUGAAAAUGGAGCCUGGUGCGGGCUUUGAGGAUACGAACAACAACAAAAACAACAAUGAUAUUAACGUUGAGCAAAAUGUAACGAGCGUUGUGAAUGGCAAGAAUGAGGUUAAACGGGAACCACAAGACGAGGACGAUAAUUUGAAUAUGAAUACAAAUAUGAAUAUAAAUGUAAAUGUGAAGCAUAACGAGUUGAAUGAACACAAUGAUCACAUUGAUAACAUUGAUAACGAUAAUGAUAAUGGUAAUGAUGAUGACGAGGACGAAGAGACGUUGGCGGACGAAUUGAACGGUGAUAUUUUUAAAUUUGAAGAGGCCGAUGUGCCCUUGCCACCGCUGUACUUGCUCAAAGACGAGGGCAGUGAUAAAUGGGUACUCUUAAAUGAUUUGUGCAAUUUACUUAAGGUUAAAUCAAAGGAUACGCUGCUUAACAAGAUCUGCCCGAAUGGCCAGGCCCUGGCCAGCACACAGAAGCAGCUGCUGCGGGAGUUCAAAAUCGAUGACUUCCUGGAGCAGGCGACGUGCCUGCAGCUGCUGUGCGCCGGCGAGAAGCUGAACAUGUUUAGCUCCUCGAAGGUUGUGCUCAUCAGAUACAACGACAGCGUCAAGAAUUUGUUGGGCGUUAAAACAAUUUUAAUGAAAUUUUAGAACGAGUUUGUCGUGAAUUUUAAGGCAUUAGAGAAUACAUGAUAAUGCACUAACUAUUAGAGUGUGUGUCUACAUAUAUAUAUAUAUAAAUAAUACUAAUAGUAUAGAAUUUAUAUAUAUAUAUAUAUAUUUUAGCCGAUAAUUUUAGUGGUCAGUUUUACGUCUUUGUCUUUGGAAGACAGUCUUUUAUAAAAACAAAAAACAAUUAGAACUAAGUGCAAAGUGAUACAAAGGUGCUAUACCCACACAUUCAAAAAAAAAAAUAAAUAAAAGGAGAGAAUAUUAUAAAACAAAAGAAGAGAAGGACAAACAAGAAAAAUGAAAAAAGCAACGCGAAUCGGUAGAUGCCAAGUUUUGGCAGUCGGAGAGCACCCGAUAAAUCAGCUAAUCGAAAUCUAAUAUACCUAGGCCUAAUUGUGUAAUGUAAUCUAUGGUUUUUAAUGAAACAAGCUAGCAAAAACAAAAAAAAAAAAAA